This is a messenger RNA of Sinocyclocheilus grahami, 549 nucleotides long. Its product is annotated as major facilitator superfamily domain-containing protein 2B-like. Gene Ontology annotation, biological process: lipid transport; carbohydrate transport. Lineage: Eukaryota; Metazoa; Chordata; Actinopteri; Cypriniformes; Cyprinidae. The record is from RefSeq and is a predicted model, not a curated record. The annotation marks the transcript as partial. The transcript has 5 exons. Gene Ontology annotation, molecular function: sphingolipid intramembrane carrier activity; symporter activity. Gene Ontology annotation, cellular component: plasma membrane.
UGAAUGGACGCAGGCACAGCUGUAGCCAGCUCUGAGAAGCCAGAGAGUUCAGCUGCUGUCUCUGGACCCCUCGCACCGGCUGCCAUGGCCAAGGGGGAGAAAGCCCGGGUCACAUCAGAGGGCAAACUCAUGAUGAAGCACCCUGAACCUGCUUUCACCAAGGUUCCACCACAGACUCAUCUGGAUCAGAAGCUCUCUGUAUGUAGCAAACUCUGUUUCGCCAUCGGAGGGGCACCGAAUCAGGUCGCCGGGAGCGCAACAGCAUUCUUCCUUCAAAUAUAUCUACUUGACAUUGCACAGAUUCACCCGUUCCAGGCGUCCAUGGUGUUGUUCGUCGGUAAGGCUUGGGGGGCAAUUACUGACCCUAUUGUGGGAUUCUUCAUCACUAAAAGCAAAUGGACAAAGAUCGGACGACUCAUGCCAUGGAUGGUGGGCUGCACUCCAUUCAUGGUGGUCUCUUACUUCUACCUUUGGUUUGUCCCACCUUUUACCAAUGGGAGGUUUAUCUGGUAUCUGGGCUUUUACUGUCUCUACCAAACUCUCAUCACA